GGAUGUGGAGUAUUGUUUCCUUGGAAUAGUUUUAUUUCUGCACCUGAUUAUUUCACUAAAAUUUAUGGAGAAAGUGCAAUGAUGUACUUUAGUGUGGCUUAUAGUGUUCCUAAUUUAUUGGGAUUGUUGGUAUUUACUAAAUUUGGAGGCAAAAUUCCACUUAAUUUUAGAGUAUUUCCUGCCUACGUUGUGACAUUAUUGAUUUUAUUGAGCAUUCCUAUAAUUGGAUAUUCAAAUGCUGAAUCAACUUCUGGAUUUAUAAUUACAAUAACUUUUAUAGUGUUUUGUGCGUUGUGUAAUUGCUUUUUACAAUCUGGAAUUUUUGGAUUGGCCUCUAUGCUUCCCUCCAUGUACGUCCAAGCUGUCAUGGUAGGUGCUGGUCUUGCUGGAUUGUUGUGUUCUUUUUUGAGAAUUGUUACCAAGUUGACUAUUGAACAGAACAGAGUGCAUGUCUCUCUAAUGAGAAUGACUCACAGUACUGCUAGUUACUUUAUUGUGUGCUCUAUUAUAAUCCUGUUGUGCAUUUUGAGUUUUAUCUAUGUUGUGAGGCAUCCAUAUUGUAAAUAUUAUAUUAAUUUAUCAAAGAAGAAACAAUUAGAAGAUGGUAACAAUUCAAAUGCUAAUAGUGCAUCUAUUUUGACUGUUUUCAAAAAGAUUUGGUAUUUGUGCUUGCUGGUAAUGCUCCUGUUUGUGGUGACCAUUUCACUCUUCCCUGGUUUAGCUCUUGGAGUUAGAACUUGGUAUUCCUCUACACCAAUGAGAUAUUGGCUUCCAAUUUUGAUGGCAGCUAGUAAUAACAUUUUUGAAUUUGUUGGCAGAACCAUGCCAAACUGGAUUAUUGCUUUCAACAAGAAGACCAUUGCCAUUCCAGUGUUAUUGAGAGUAUUUUUCGUACCACUCUUUUUAUUUUAUUAUAGACCUAGCCUAUUUGGUUAUAAUGAUUAUGUUUACGACGCCUUCCCACUCUUUUCAAUUUUCCUUGUCUCAAUUUCGAAUGGUUACUUGUGCUCAUUAUUGAUGAUGUUUGCUCCUCAGUGUGUAGAGAAUAACGAGAAGGAAAUUGCUGGAACAAUGAUGACCUUUUUCUUGCUCUUUGGUAUUAGUAUAGGUUCGAAUAUGGGAUUAAUAUUUUCUUUCAUUGUUUGA
This is a messenger RNA of Naegleria gruberi, 1146 nucleotides long. RefSeq lists its product as uncharacterized. The annotation marks the transcript as partial. NCBI's taxonomy places the organism in Eukaryota, Heterolobosea, Eutetramitea, Acrasida, Naegleriidae. Gene Ontology annotation, cellular component: plasma membrane. The record is from RefSeq and is a predicted model, not a curated record. Gene Ontology annotation, molecular function: nucleoside transmembrane transporter activity. The transcript has a single exon. Gene Ontology annotation, biological process: nucleoside transmembrane transport.